UAUUCUUUGCUCCAAAGUGACUGAACAGUCACUCCUUCGUUUUAUGUAAUAUUUUUGUAAAUCUCUUUCCGUUUUCAUCUAUCAUGGUUCAUUAUAUUAUAUAUCCCACCAUCCAAAUACAACAUGAGUAGAGUUACAUUGAGCAGGCUAAUAUAGAGAGUAGAGUCUCUGAAACAACAGAAAUACAACAUGAGCAUUCCAAGUGUGCUAGUUUUACCAGGUCCAGCUCAAGGACAUGUCUAUCCCAUGAUGAACUUCUCGCAAAAGUUGGUUGAGAAUGGAUGCAAAGUCUAUUUUGUGAACACAGACUUCAACCAUAAGCGAGUUGUGAGUUCCAUGGUUGAGCAACAAGAAAGCCUUGAUGAAUCACUGGUAAAGUUGGUUUCAAUCCCAGAUGGUUUAAGACCUGAGGAUGACAGAACAGAUUUUGUCAAGUUAUUUGAUGCUAUACUAAGCACCAUGCCUUCUAUGCUUCAGAGGAAAAUAGAAGAAAUUCAUUUGUAUGGUGAGGAUAGAAUCAGCUGUAUAGUUGCAGAUGUGAAUAUGGGAUGGGCUUUGAAUGUUGGGAACAAGUUGGGAAUCAAAGGAGCUCUCUUCUGGCCUGCAUCAGCUGCUAUGUUUGCCUUUCAAUGCAACAUCCCUGCACUUAUUGAUAAAGGGAUCAUAGAUUCUGAUGAUGGGGAGACAUCCAAGUAGGAGCAUCAUGGUAGACUUCGAGACCUUUAUUCCUAGAUAAGGCAGUUUGGGCUAACUUAUGGGCGCAGCAAUUGGACUUUCGAUAACUAAUAUGCUAAUAGAACUAAUUUUAAUCACCAUUACCUAACAUCACUUCAUGCAUUUGCUUAUAGCUUGAUAUAUGUGUAUACUGUUAGAUUUUUUAUAAUUAUUGUAGCCCCCAAUGAAUUGUAUUUAUUUUUUUGUUUUUAUAAAAAUGGGUUAAGUCGUGAUUCUUAUGAGGGUGCAGUAUAGAACCUGCUUAAUUCAGUGAUCCUUUUGUUUGGAUUUGAAUAUUUGUAAACUGAUUAGUGUGGGUAAUAGUGUAGGCCUAACUCAUAGGCUCAUGAUGAGAAAGGGACUAGGGUUAAUAAAUUUGGUUAGAUCCCAUUUGCAU
This is a messenger RNA of Gastrolobium bilobum, 1111 nucleotides long. Its product is annotated as UDP-glycosyltransferase 83A1-like. The coding region runs from base 190 to 696 and encodes 168 amino acids. The record is from RefSeq and is a predicted model, not a curated record. NCBI's taxonomy places the organism in Eukaryota, Viridiplantae, Streptophyta, Magnoliopsida, Fabales, Fabaceae. The transcript has 2 exons.